Molecule: messenger RNA, 2049 nt
Organism: Cyclospora cayetanensis
Lineage: Eukaryota; Apicomplexa; Conoidasida; Eucoccidiorida; Eimeriidae
Product: glutamine--fructose-6-phosphate aminotransferase [isomerizing]
Exons: 3
Coding region: 1-2049 (682 amino acids)
Biological process (GO): UDP-N-acetylglucosamine metabolic process; fructose 6-phosphate metabolic process; protein N-linked glycosylation
Molecular function (GO): carbohydrate derivative binding; L-glutamine:D-fructose-6-phosphate transaminase (isomerizing) activity
Source: RefSeq, a predicted model, not a curated record
AUGACUCAGUCGUGCUCCAGUUGUUUGCGCGCAUACCGGCACGUGGUGGUGGCCCUAAGGGGCGGCUGUGUGGGGGCCAGUGGUGUUUAUAGCCAAAAUCGCAACAGCAGAUCAGCAUCUGCCGGCCUCCUCUCCGCAACCAACUCGCCCUUCGCGGGUCUUGCGUCGGCCCUGAUGUUUCGGGACAAAUCUGCUGCACAGUGCUGUGGCAUCGUUGGCUACAUUGGCACAGGUAAUGUGGAGCCCGUGCUGAUGGAGGGAAUUGAGACCCUUCAAAACAGGGGAUACGAUAGCUGCGGCAUGACGACCAUUGACAACGAGGGGCAGCUUAUCACAACGAAGUUCGCCAGCAGAGGCUCAACUAGCGACUGCAUCCAGCUGCUGAAAACUGAGGCUCCCGCCGUUCACGGGGGGCACCAUAUUGGAAUAGCCCACACGCGCUGGGCAACGCAUGGGGGGAAGACAGAUACAAAUGCGCAUCCUCACAUGGAUUGGAAGAAGCGGAUUUCACUUGUGCACAACGGAACAAUAGACAACUUCGCUCAGCUUAAAAAGGACCUGAUUUCGAAAGGCUGUGAAUUUCUGACACAGACAGAUACGGAGGUGAUUGCCAACCUUAUUGGCCACCAUCUGGAUGAAGGACUCUGCUUCGAAGACGCCGUGGCGGAGAGCGUCUCGCAGCUACAGGGCACAUGGGGCCUCUGCGUGAUUCACAAGGACUAUCCAGACCGCAUUGUGCUCGCGCGCAACGGAUCCCCUCUUCUUGUUGGCAGCAGCGAUGGGCAAGUAUUCAUAGCGUCCGAGCCGGCAGCCUUGGCGAGGCAUACCAGUCAGUACCUGAUGCUGCAGGACGGGGAAAUUGCAAUCGUGACGAGCAGGGGCAUCGACCAACUGCUGGAAUCUCGAGAUGUGCACCGGAUUUCAACGGAGACAGUGGAGAUAUCUCCAGACCCUUUUCCUCACUGGACUCUUAAGGAGAUAUAUGAGCAGCCACAGAGUCUGGCCCGCGCCUUGAACUAUGGAGGGAGGAUAAUGGCGCAUGGAAACCGCGUGAAGCUGGGGGGCUUGGAUCAAAACACGGACUUACUUGCAAUUAAGAACCUGUUGCUUGCAGGGUGUGGCACAUCCCUCUAUGCGGGGAUGUACGGGGAACAGUUGAUGCAGUGGCUGGCAUGUUUCGAUCAAGUGCGCGCAGUGGAUGCCACUGAGCUGGAGCAGCACUCUCUUCCCAAGCACGACGCCGGCAUUCUUCUACUUUCACAAUCCGGGGAGACACUAGAUACCAUCCGAGCUUGCCAGGUCGCCGACGAACACGGUGUGAGAAAGUUCUCCAUCGUUAACUCUGUCGGCUCCCUCCUUGCCCGCAUGACGUCUUGUGGAGUGUACCUAAACGCGGGAAGGGAAGUCGCCGUGGCAUCUACAAAAGCUUUCACCUCGCAGGUAACAGUCCUCGCCUUGGUCUCCAGUUGGUUCUGGCAGAACCUCCGGAGUGAGGAGUACCCGGACCGGUGCAAUGCGCUCCUAGACGCCCUGCACCGUUUGCCAGUCUACGCCGGCAUGACUCUUAAUUGCCACAGCACAUGCAAGCGGAUCGCUGAAAAGCUGAAAGAUGCACAGACUUUGUUUGUGCUCGGCAAAGGUUUUGGCUACCCCGUUGCGCUCGAGGGAGCUUUGAAGAUAAAAGAGAUAUCCUACAUUCACGCUGAAGGAUUUGCAGGGGGAGCGCUGAAGCACGGUCCGUUUGCUCUUAUAGAUGACCAGAAACGUACACCGGUCAUAAUGAUUGUCUUGGCGGACCAGCAUGCUGCGUUGAUGAUAAAUGCAGCGCAGCAAGUGAAAGCGAGAGGGGCAUAUCUCGUCUGCAUUACGGAUAUUCCCGAGCUUGUACAAGACGUAGCAGAUGACUACAUUGUUGUUCCAAGCAAUGGACCGCUUACGGCGCUGCUUUCAGCUAUCCCCCUCCAGCUUCUGGCAUACGAACUCUCUGUGGGCAAGUCUAUCAACCCCGACAAACCCAGGGGGCUUGCGAAGACAGUAACAGUCAGCUAG